This is a messenger RNA of Fukomys damarensis (Damara mole-rat), 1740 nucleotides long. RefSeq names its product angiopoietin-4. Bases 1 to 1554 code for a protein of 517 amino acids. The transcript has 10 exons. Gene Ontology annotation, molecular function: receptor tyrosine kinase binding. The record is from RefSeq and is a predicted model, not a curated record. Gene Ontology annotation, biological process: signal transduction. NCBI's taxonomy places the organism in Eukaryota, Metazoa, Chordata, Mammalia, Rodentia, Bathyergidae.
AUGCUGCUGGGCAACCUCCUCCUCCUGGUGGCCACCAUCACUACAACCCGAGUGAAGGGACAGCAGGCAGACAGGCGUAGGCAGGUGUAUGGAAUCCAGCAUGACCAAUGCAGCUACACCAUCUUGCUGCCUGAGCUCCCGUCCUGCCCACCAAACUCCACAGCUUUGAAGGCAUCCAACAACACCCAGAACCAGCUACCCACCUUGCAUGCAGGGCUGUUAUCUGACCAACAAAUGGAACAGCUGAAGAAUGUGCUGAAGUACAGUACGCAGAGGCUGCAGAAGCUGGAGGAGGUCAUCCUGAUCAUCUUGAGACCAGACCUGCUGCAGGACCAGCAAAACACAACCCCCAUGCUCCAGAACCAGACCCAGAAGUGGACAAACAUGGAGGGUCAGCUGGAGGGGUACAUCCUGAUCAUCUUGAGACCAGACCUGCUGCGGGACCAGCAAAACACAACCCCCAUGCUGCAGAACCAGACCCAGGCGUGGACAAACAUGGAGGAUCAGGUCCUGAACCAGAAGUCAUGCAUGGAGAUCCAGAUGCUAGAGGUUUUCCUGACCAUUGCCAAGCUAGAGAAGCAGCUACAGGAGCAGAGUUAUGAGCUCAGCCAGCCGCAUGGCUGCAACAGUGACCUGGAGACUAAGUUGCUCACCCUGAAGGUACAGAAACAGGCCCAGCUUGCCAGUAUCCACAGCUUGAAAGCACCACUGCUGCAGCUGCUGAAACACCAGAACUGCACCCUGGCCAGCAUCCAGCACAACCUACAAGCUGAAAGCUACAACUCCAGCCUCCUACAGCAGAGGCAGCACCAGUUCCUGGAGAACCUGAAGCAGCUCAUGCACCUGACAGAGCAGAGCCAAGGUGCAGCUGAGCAGGUAUUCCAGGACUGUGAGGAGAUCCAUAGGUCUGGGGUCAAUGAGGACGGCGUCUACACCAUCCACAUACCCAAUCUCAACCAGACCAGGAGGGUGUUCUGUGUGAUGGACCCUGAGGGAGGCGCCUGGACCAUCAUCCAGCGCCGUGAGGAUGGCUCAGUGGAUUUCCAGAGGAACUGGGAGGAAUACAAGCAGGGCUUCGGCGACCCAGCAGGGGAGCACUGGCUGGGCAAUGAGGUGGUGCACCAGCUCACCAGCAGGGCAAUUCACUCUCUGCGUGUGGAGGUAGAAGACUGGGAAGGCAACACAUUCUAUGCCAACUUUGGGUAUUUCCAGCUGGACAGCGAGGAGCAGUUUUACAGGAUUUUUCUGGAUAAGCACAGUGGUGCAGCAUUGGGUUGGGGUCACCGGGUCCUACAGGAUGGCAACUUCAGCACCCAUGAUGCAGACCACGACAACUGCUCCUUCUGCAGCUGUGCAGAGAUUAUGUCUGGAGGAUGGUGGUUUGACAAGUGUGGCUCCUCCAACCUCAAUGGCAUCUACUACCCAACCAGCCAGCUCAGGAUCGAUGGCCUGCUCUGGCACCACUCUGUCCACAGGCCCAGCUACACCUUUCGCGCCUCCCGCAUGAUGAUGCGGACUGCACACAUGGUGAUGCAGCCCCAAGACAGCAGCUAGUGGUGCGCAGAGACUGUCAAGGUUGUCUAUGGGGACAGUGAGAUGCAUCUGCAUCGUACAGGCUGCGGAAAGUGAAGCAGAGCAUGCGUGUGACUCCUGUCAAAACACUAGAAUGUCAGUAGAUGAUGCAUCAGAGGAGAUUGGCUUUUCCAGUGUUUAAAACAUUAAAGUCUGUUGUCAUACAUG